Messenger RNA from Anneissia japonica, 2320 nucleotides. RefSeq names its product nuclear transcription factor Y subunit beta-like. Gene Ontology annotation, biological process: regulation of transcription by RNA polymerase II. Gene Ontology annotation, molecular function: protein heterodimerization activity; RNA polymerase II cis-regulatory region sequence-specific DNA binding; DNA-binding transcription activator activity, RNA polymerase II-specific. The record is from RefSeq and is a predicted model, not a curated record. Gene Ontology annotation, cellular component: nucleus; CCAAT-binding factor complex. NCBI's taxonomy places the organism in Eukaryota, Metazoa, Echinodermata, Crinoidea, Comatulida, Comatulidae. The coding region runs from base 235 to 963 and encodes 242 amino acids. The transcript has 9 exons.
GUGAAUCUAUCUUCCGAGUUUUUGAAGAGUCCGCGGGAUAGAUUGGCUAUUAAUUACUGCUUGUUUAAUUACUGAAAUUGUCUUAUAAUUUUUAGUCAAAAUGUGAUCGCCAUUUUGAAGAGCGGUACCUUUUGUUGUAGGCUAGGCCUAGCUUAUACGUACAAGUACAUACAGACUGUUGUUGUGCAGCCCUGCACGAUACAAGAAUGGCAGGGCCUAGCCUAGCGGAGCAUUAUGGAAAGCUCAGAACAAUCUGGUGAUGGUACUCAGGUCCUGAGCAUUACUGGUGACUACAACCUAGCCGCUGCCACUGGAAUGUAUCAAAGUGCAGAUGGUGGAAGUGGAGAAGAUAGUAUAUCGGUGCAAGCUCUUGAUGAUGAGACAACCGAGAAGCAGUACUCACCAUUGAGGGAGCAAGAUCGUUUUCUUCCUAUAGCAAAUGUUGCUAGGAUAAUGAAGACAUCUAUUCCAGCCAACGGCAAGAUUUCCAAGGAAGCAAAGGAGUGUGUCCAGGAAUGUGUGUCAGAGUUCAUUAGCUUCAUAACUAGCGAAGCAAGCGAAAGAUGCCACCAAGAAAAACGGAAAACAAUCAAUGGAGAGGACAUCCUGUUUGCCAUGUCUAACCUAGGGUUCGACAAUUACGUUGAACCACUCAAAGUUUAUCUGCAGAAAUACAGAGAGCUGGUCAUGGGUAUCACCUCAAGCGGCAAAAUUCAAAAAGAUGCAUUUAGAAAGGUCAUUAAUUUCCCGGAAGUUGCUUCUCCCAACUUGGGACCCCUUCUUAAGUCUGUGAAAGGUGAAAAGACCGUAGGUGGGGGAAUGACCGCUAGCGACACACCCAUUCUGGAGGACAUGAACGAAGACUUUAGUACCACCAACCUUAUAUCUACAGAUCAGCCUGGACAACAGGGAACAAUAUUUACAUACACUAAUCAGAUGGCUCAGCCUUUGAACUACCAGUGACUUUGACCAGAAAAGCAUCUUGAAAUUAUUCCAGAAUGCAAUCAAAGGAUAAAUUCUUCGGAAGAGAAAGAGUUAACUUGAGGACAAACAGAUACACCAGCUGCACUUAUCGAUAAUAUACCGUGAUGGAAUACUCUAUCCUCAAUGGAUGGACACUGUAAAAGUGCUAUGCUGUUUCUACCUCAUCUAUAUCACAAUUAUUAUUUGUGGAAGGUUGAGAAAUUGAAAGAUAUUUAAGUCAUGUACUUAAGGUGUAUUAUUAUUAUCAGUUGCAUAAAUAUCUAGUGCUGGUACUUCGAGCCUGAUAUGUAAAUAGACCUUGGUGCACUUAAACACAACACUGAAAACUUUUAGUACCAUAUACUGUAACUACUAAUUAUUAUAUUAUAUACCGGUAAUACAUUUUUCAUUGCAAUAUAUGUUAAUGAAAUUUUGCUGUAAAUGUAGCUUCUGUUUGAGCAAGUUAUUUGAGUACAUGUGUACUGCGCUAAUUUAAACGAAGUAGAAUGCCAAAUGUAAGUAUUAUGUCUAUUUUAAUUUAACCAUCUGAUUAUCUAAAUCAUAUCUAAUGUUAGUUAAUAGCUAACAUGAUGAUAUGAAAUGGGGGAAGUAUGCUAAUGGAAUCAGAUGUAACAAGUCCCCCUCUCCCAUAUUCAUAAUGUACGGUGGUAUACAAUGAAUGGUAUAAUUGUACACGUUUAUAGGUUGUGGCUUAAGAUUUUCUUCACCAAAUACGUGUUUUUGUAUGUGAUUUUACCGAUGCAGUAGUAGUUUUUAAUUGUAGCAAUAAAGGUUUUCCAUCCAUAAAAAUCUUAUUGAAUUAGUAUGUAAUAAAUUGCCUAUACAGGGUUACAUGUAUUAUGAAUUUACAUUAACAGCUAGGAGCUGGUACUGUAUAGUAGUGUAUAUGACACUCUACAACCCUGUUUCCAUAAAAUUGCUACAUGUAUGUAGUCAUUGACAACAAUUAGUGUUCAUUGGUUGAAUCAUGAAACCUUCCCAAUUGCGUAUAGUGAAUAGCUACGUAGUAAUUGCAGUGAAAACACUGUAGCGACAGUGUAGCAGUUUUAUGGAAUUCAGGGUUAAGUGUCAAUAACAUCAGAUAUCUAUGUAUUGGGAAAGUGUUAUCAAUGAUGCUGGCACCAUUUUUUUAGUGGGGGAAGGUGCAGAUAAGCUUUGUACUGGGUUCGUUUCUGUAGCGAUGUAGCCAUGUGAAAUUUGAAUACUACUUGAAAGGAUGCUAACUGCAUAUCCAAAUCACUGUAUUUUUUGCCAUUACAUUUUUUAUUGUUCUCAUAAAUGUGUUUGUUCUGUUAAGUGUUUCAGUUUUAUGGAAUUCAGGGUUAAGUGUCAAUAA